Messenger RNA from Macrosiphum euphorbiae (potato aphid), 900 nucleotides. Lineage: Eukaryota; Metazoa; Arthropoda; Insecta; Hemiptera; Aphididae. The record is from the annotation of a GenBank genome assembly.
AUGUUCGACUUUGAAAAACUAAUAAGCGAAGUUCAGUCAAGGCCUUGUUUAUGGGAUAUUGGCUCAAACGAUUACCACGACAAGCCAAUGAAAAUGUUGGCAUGGAAUUCUGUGGCUGCCGCUAUGUAUCCGAAUUGGGAAGAACUUUCAACGGCUCAAAAAGAGGAAAAAGCAAAAGAUAUAAAGGACAAAAAAUGGAGACAUGUACGCGACAACUAUAUGAAAUAUAAAAACCAAGAAAAAAAUAUUAAAAGUGGUUCUGCUGCUACAAAAAUAAAGAAAAAAUACCACUUUGCUAAUUUGUUAUCGUUUUUGACACCAAAUUUAGAUAGAAGAAGUACCUCAGGAAAUUUUAUAAACGACACACAAAACGUAUCAGAUGCUCAGGUUUCGGAUAGAGAUGAAGUGGCUGAAGAUCAUGAGAAUACAUUAUCAGACCAAGAACACCCAUCACAGCUACUGGAUAUGUCCUUAAGCGCACAGAACACCCCACCGAGUACUUCAAAAAAAAAUAAAAAAAAUCCAAAAAUGACUAUUUUUCAGAGCAAACUAUUGGAUCACUUGGAAAAACAAGAAUUAACUGACGCGGAUGAACUUUUUUUGAAAUCUUUACUUCCUCAAGUAAAACAAUUAAGUGAUGGUAAAAAAUUAGAAUUUAAAAUGUACGUACUUAAAUUUUUUCAAAAUGAAUCUUAUCCACAAAAUAAUAAUUAUUCCUAUCAAACUCCAGUAUUUAAUCCUCAGAAUAAUGCUCCAUAUUUUUAUUCCGGGUAUCCUUCACCAAUUCCAAAUCAAUGUCCUCAACUACCUUCUUCUGAAAACAUAUCUGCACCUUAUCAACCAAAGCAACAACAUUUUCCUCCGCAUAAUCCCCAAGAUGGCAACCAUCAUCAAAUGUAA